AUGAUCGCCUCACAUAUGAUCGCCUGCUUAUUCACCGAGCUCAACCAAAACCAAGUGCAGAAGGUUGACCAAUAUCUGUACCACAUGCGUCUCUCAGAUGAGACUCUUCUGGAGAUUUCUAGGCGGUUCCGGAAGGAAAUGGAGAAAGGGCUAGGAGCCACCACACACCCUACUGCAGCUGUGAAAAUGCUGCCCACCUUUGUGAGAUCAACUCCGGAUGGGACAGAACAUGGAGAGUUCUUGGCUCUGGACCUUGGAGGAACCAACUUCCGUGUGCUUCGAGUAAGGGUGACAGACAAUGGCCUCCAGAAGGUGGAGAUGGAAAACCAAAUCUAUGCCAUCCCUGAGGACAUCAUGCGGGGCAGUGGAACCCAGCUAUUUGAUCACAUUGCUGAAUGCCUGGCCAACUUUAUGGACAAGCUACAAAUCAAAGCCAAGAAGCUCCCGCUGGGUUUCACCUUCUCCUUUCCCUGCCACCAGACAAAACUAGACGAGAGUUUCUUGGUCUCAUGGACCAAGGGGUUCAAGUCCAGUGGCGUGGAAGGUAGAGACGUGGUGGAUCUGAUCCGGCAGGCUAUCCGGCGCAGAGGGGACUUUGACAUUGACAUUGUGGCCGUGGUGAAUGACACAGUUGGGACCAUGAUGACCUGUGGUUAUGAUGAUCAGAACUGUGAGAUCGGUCUCAUUGUGGGUACUGGCAGUAAUGCCUGCUACAUGGAGGAGAUGCGUCACAUUGACAUGGUAGAGGGUGACGAGGGACGGAUGUGCAUCAACAUGGAGUGGGGGGCCUUUGGAGACGAUGGGACACUCAAUGACAUCCUCACCGAGUUUGACAGAGAAAUCGACAUGGGCUCACUGAACCCUGGGAAGCAGCUGUUCGAAAAGAUGAUCAGCGGGAUGUACAUGGGGGAGCUGGUCAGGCUCAUCCUGGUGAAGAUGGCUAAGGAAGAGCUAUUGUUCCAGGGGAAACUCAGCCCAGAACUCCUUACUACUGGCUCCUUCGAGACCAAAGACGUGUCAGAUAUUGAAGAGGAGAAGGACGGAAUACAGAAGGCCUACCAGAUCCUGGUGCGUCUGGGUCUGAAUCCAUUGCAGGAGGACUGUGUAGCCACACACCGAAUCUGCCAGAUUGUGUCUACGCGUUCUGCCAGCCUGUGCGCAGCCACCCUGGCUGCAGUGCUGUGGCGCAUCAAGGAGAACAAGGGCGAGGAGCGGCUUCGCUCCACCAUUGGUGUCGAUGGCUCUGUCUACAAGAAACAUCCCCAUUUUGCCAAGCGUCUUCACAAGGCAGUGAGGAGGCUGGUGCCCGACUGUGAUGUUCGCUUCCUCCGGUCUGAGGAUGGCAGCGGCAAAGGGGCAGCUAUGGUGACAGCAGUAGCUUACCGGCUGGCUGACCAGCACCGGGCCCGCCAGAAGACCCUGGAGUCUCUGAAACUGAGCCACGAGCAGUUGCUGGAGGUCAAGAGGAGGAUGAAGGUGGAAAUGGAGCAAGGUCUGAGCAAGGAGACACACGCUGCAGCUCCUGUGAAGAUGCUGCCUACCUAUGUGUGUGCCACCCCGGAUGGUACAGAGAAAGGAGACUUUCUGGCCUUGGAUCUUGGAGGAACAAAUUUCCGGGUCCUGCUGGUGCGCGUGCGUAACGGGAAGCGGAGGGGCGUGGAGAUGCAUAACAAGAUCUACUCCAUCCCGCAGGAGGUCAUGCACGGCACUGGGGAAGAGCUCUUCGACCACAUUGUCCAGUGCAUCGCAGACUUCCUUGAGUACAUGGGCAUGAAAGGCGUGUCUCUGCCUCUGGGUUUCACCUUCUCCUUCCCCUGCCAGCAGAACAGCCUGGACCAGAGCAUUCUCCUCAAGUGGACAAAAGGCUUCAAGGCUUCUGGCUGUGAGGGCGAGGAUGUGGUCACCUUGCUGAAAGAAGCAAUUCACCGGCGAGAGGAGUUUGACCUGGAUGUAGUUGCUGUGGUGAAUGACACAGUUGGGACUAUGAUGACUUGUGGCUACGAAGACCCUCACUGUGAAGUUGGCCUCAUCGUUGGUACUGGGAGCAACGCCUGCUACAUGGAGGAGAUGCGUAAUGUGGAACUGGUGGACGGAGAGGAGGGCCGCAUGUGUGUCAACAUGGAAUGGGGGGCCUUUGGGGACAACGGCUGCCUGGAUGACUUCCGCACAGAGUUUGAUGUUGCUGUGGAUGAGCUCUCCCUCAACCCUGGCAAACAGAGAUUCGAGAAGAUGAUCAGUGGCAUGUACCUGGGCGAGAUUGUGCGUAACAUUCUCAUUGAUUUCACUAAGAGAGGGCUGCUCUUCCGUGGCCGCAUCUCAGAGCGCCUCAAGACAAGGGGGAUCUUUGAAACUAAGUUCCUGUCUCAGAUCGAGAGUGACUGCCUGGCCCUGCUGCAGGUCCGGGCCAUCCUGCGUCACCUCGGACUGGAGAGCACGUGUGAUGACAGCAUCAUUGUGAAGGAGGUGUGCACCGUGGUUGCCCGGCGUGCGGCCCAGCUCUGUGGCGCAGGCAUGGCUGCUGUGGUGGACAAGAUAAGAGAAAACCGAGGCCUGGACAGCCUCAAAGUGACAGUGGGUGUAGACGGGACUCUUUACAAGCUCCAUCCUCACUUUGCCAAAGUCAUGCAUGAGACGGUGAAAGAUCUGGCUCCGAAAUGUGAGGUGUCCUUCCUGGAAUCUGAGGAUGGCAGCGGGAAGGGAGCAGCUCUUAUCACUGCCGUGGCCUGCCGCAUCCGGGAGGCUGGGCAGAGGUAGAGCCAGAGACCACACGGGACUUCUCUGCUUCCUGGCCACUUCCCUGCUUUAAGUUAUGAGGAUGGACCCCUUGGCAUUUCCUGGCAGAGAGGACCCUGUGAGACUGCUUUUGUCUAUGUAUUCACUGUAGAGUUUGGCACCCAAUCCUUGGCCUUCCUGAGAAUCAGAAAGUAUGGAAUUGUUCACAGUUGUUCCUGUCACCUCCUGAGAUCAUCCCUCCCCAUUCUAUUUCCUGUACAAUCCUAAGGGAUGGAGAUAGUCUUGAAGACAUGGUUGCCUCAUCUUGGAGAUGAAUGUGACAUUUGCAGGUGGAGAACAUCUUCUUGAAAGGAUGUUUGCUUCUCUUAUGAGAGGCAGACAUUGGGAGGGAGGAGGAGGAGCAGAGGGACAUCCUCCGGGUGGCCGUAUGGCUGAACCCUCUUCAACUCAACCAUAAGCAUCGCCCUGCCGGUUCUCACAUUUGCUGUCCUGGAAUAGAGAAUCCAAACCAAAGCCAAGAGUUAACACCUCCUUCGAGCGUUUGUGGCUUUACCUCACAUGACUGAAUGAGUCAUCAUCCAUGAACAACAGACCUUGGUAGAGGGGUCACUUUUGGUAGCUUUUUAAAAUUUUUUUUUUCCCCUGCAGAAGUGGAAACACUGUUUUGUUUGUUUGUUUGUUAAUUUAUGUUUGAAAUUUAUUUAGUUUGUGAAGUAGGUCCUCUCCUUCAUCGUGUAAUGGUUAAUUGUAAGUAAUGUAUUUAUAUGGUUUUUUGUUCUGUACAUAGCUAGCCAGGGCCUCAAGUCUCGGCCUCAUUAAUAGAUUGGUGUAGUUCAGGAUGUGAGGUGGAGGCACUGGCUGACUCCCAGAAACACCUCCUUCACCUGAGGGAAGAGGAGAGAUGUGGUGGUUGAAUGGCAGAGCAACAGCCUCCAGGCUUCUCCUGCCUCUACAGUCUGAGAUGUAUGCAGGGCAGGGAUGGAGACUGAGGCUAACCCCUGGAUGGAAAAAACCACAGCAGCUGGCUGGCCAAUCUGUCUGCUUUCCUGAGUGAUAUCUCCUAGGAUGUUAGCCAAAGGAAACCGAAGGACCUGUUCAAAUACUGCUUAGAAAAAAACUCAAUUGUAGGUCAGUCAGUGUUUUAAAAAAUGGUUUGGCAAGCUAAAGGAAGCCACCAAAAAUGUUUCUACAGCUAUGUCCAAUUGUCAAAGCAAACCAAAUGAAGCAGUGAAACAACCAAACCAAACCUCAGGGAUGUUGUACCUUUGCCCUCCUAGCAGAUUCCGCCUCGGGUUUGUCUUGUGUUUUAAAGAGGCGCUGUCUGUCUGCUCCGGCAGAUCCAGCUGUGUUGAGCCACUCACUCACUUUUUUAUAUGAGCUAUUUAUUUCAGACUGUUCGAGAAACAGGAGGUCAUGAAAGCCCUGUCCUCUGCUCUCUGAGCAUACGGUUCCCUCUGACUCCAAAAGUUCACUUCUAUCCUCAAAAUAUUAGAUUGACCGCCAACAUUAAACAUGGUUAUGACAUAAUAAAGAGGGAACAGCCUUGUAACACUAAUAAAUAGGAUGGAUACAGGAGUCAAAACAGAAAGACCAAGAGAAACUUAUCAUUGUUAACACCUAAGUUCUAUGCAUUUUUCAAUUGUGUAGAGCAAAGCCUGGAUACAGUUGAACAAGGUGGCGUACAAAAAUGAAAAAUGCCCAGGUCCUCCUGGGAUGCCCAGAGGGAAGGUUGGAUCUUGACUUGUUCCAGGCUGGCGCUGCCUGUGUGGUGUAGCACCCUUGUUCCCCCAACCUGAUUCAGGUCAUUGGAAGCCAAAGUCACCUGUAGAUGUGGGAACCACUAGAGGGUAGCCCUGGAGUGCAGAUGGAUUUUGACUAAAUUUUUGAGUCUUGAAUUUUAAACUUUAAAAUCAGGCACUAUCUAUGAGAGAGGGCACUUUUUGGCAGAGAUAUGUGUGUAAGUAGCUUUUAAGGAAGUGUUGGCUCUUGAUCCAGAGCAUGAGGCAGUGUGCUGUGUUCCUAGAACUAGGCUGACUGCUCCCAGCACUAGGGUGACAGCCCUCUGCUAAUGCUGCUUUGUGUGAUAUCCAAUGAACCUUUGGCUCAUCUCAAAUCCCUGGGCACUCAGUCUAGUGAAUGUGAUGUCACCAUGUACAGUAGAGAACUAGUCUUGAAUUAACCAUGUGAUGUUAACUAUUAUUAAUAAAUUUUAACUUUUUUUUUUUCAAAAUA
Molecule: messenger RNA, 4965 nt
Organism: Cricetulus griseus (Chinese hamster)
Lineage: Eukaryota; Metazoa; Chordata; Mammalia; Rodentia; Cricetidae
Source: RefSeq, a predicted model, not a curated record